Molecule: messenger RNA, 630 nt
Organism: Rhizophagus irregularis DAOM 181602=DAOM 197198
Lineage: Eukaryota; Fungi; Glomeromycota; Glomeromycetes; Glomerales; Glomeraceae
Molecular function (GO): protein binding
Source: RefSeq, a predicted model, not a curated record
AUGACAGAAUUAAAUAUUGAUUGUCUUAAUCUUAUUUUUAACGAAUUACGAAAAGAUAAAGAAACUUUAUAUUCAUGCCUUUUAGUUAAUAAAAGGUGGUGCCUUUUAGUUGUUCCUAUUUUAUGGGAAAAACAUACACGGUAUAUUUAUCAUGAGGCUGAAAAAAAGUUUCAUAAUAUAAUACUUUCAUCUUUAUCAUCAUCAUCAAAACAAUUUUUAGGUGAUAAUAGAAUUAUAAUAAAAUUUUUUAAGGCUAAAAAAUUGAAAGAUGGUAAAGUGGGAAUUUGUAAGGAGUUAGGAAAAGUAUUGGGAAGAAAGGGGAAUACAAUAAAUUAUCUUAGUUUAUAUUCAAUUAAUAUUAUUCCGUUAAUGUCACUCGUUAAUUUGAAAACUUUAUUAAUUUAUAAUUUUGAACUUUAUGAUAGUGAUAGUAUAGAGGAUUUAGAAAAUUUUAUUAAAUCAAUUGCAAAUAAUUGUCCAAAGUUAAAAAUUUAUCCAUUGGAUGAAAUAUUAAAUUAUUUAAUUGAUAAUUUACCAAAAUCUUUAAAUAAAUUAAUACUUAGUGGAAAUUGGAAAUAUUCAAUUGAUAUUUUGAAAGAUUUCUUGAAAGUUGUAGGAAUCAUAAAUUAA